This is a messenger RNA of Prorocentrum cordatum, 556 nucleotides long. NCBI's taxonomy places the organism in Eukaryota, Dinophyceae, Prorocentrales, Prorocentraceae. The record is from the annotation of a GenBank genome assembly.
GGAGGCGCGCGUGAGGGGCGACGACGGCCAGGGCCCGGGGCUGCCCGGCAGCGGCGGCACGGGGAGCGCGCGCCCCGGGCAGGAGAGGCCGAUCGGGGGCAGCUGGCCGCCAGGGUGCAGCGCCUGGAGGCCGCGCAGAUCGACGGGUCGGCGGUGGAGGAGCGCCUGGCCGGCGUGGAGUCCCUCUGCGAGCGAGUGGAGUCCGUGCUGCGGGAGGCCUCGGCGGUGAGCGCCUCGGGGAGCGAGGUGGCCGCGGUUUCGGAGAGCAUCUCCCAGCUGGACACGAGGCUGGCCUCCGUCGAGCAGCAGAUCGCGGCCCUGCCCGCAGCUGCGCCCGGCGGGGGCGCGCAGCCCGCGGCGAGGGGGCAGGAGGGCUCCGACGGCAGCAGCUUCUUCGUGGCCAGCUACAUGGACGAGGACGCUCGCGGCGGGCCUCCGGGCGGAGCUGGCCGAGCGCCUGGAGGCGCUGGCCCCGCAAGGGGGACCUGUGCGCGGGGAGGGCCGCGCCUCGCUGCCGCUCGUCCUCGUCGUCGUCGUCGUCGUCGUCGUCGUCGUC